GCUGUAGCAAUGUGGGCUUCAGCUCGUUAUGCUUGGUAUGUUUGUAAACUUCUUGACGAAAUUCAUAGACAAGAACGUGAAGAGCUAGAGAACAAGCUUGAAGCAAAAGACAAAAACAUACAGAAAAGAAUACCACGUUCGGUACCAAAAGGAAAGGAAAAGAACUAUAAGUAUAUGAUUUACACUGAAGAGAUGGAAAAUGAAGAAGACAGAGAUAUGGUUAUGUUGCAUUUAGUCAGAAGAAACAACAAAAGCUUUUACGACCUUGCUAAGAUUUACAAAUCUGACAGAAAUUGGUUCUAUCGCGAAAACUUACCGAUUUCAAUGACACCGAAUGAAGAUGUUAAACAAAUAGUUCAAGAUACGUUACCUCAAACACACUAUGAUAUUAAAGGUUGUACAAUUCUUACAUUCAAAGAAGAUUUGCCAUUGUUAAAGGAAAAAAUAACAGAGUAUUUUGACAACUUCAAACAAGCAGAGUAA
Trichomonas vaginalis G3 is the source of this 483-nucleotide messenger RNA. Its product is annotated as KilA, N-terminal/APSES-type HTH, DNA-binding family. Lineage: Eukaryota; Parabasalia; Trichomonadida; Trichomonadidae. The record is from RefSeq and is a predicted model, not a curated record. The transcript has a single exon. The annotation marks the transcript as partial.